GAUAUUUUUAAAGAAGAAACAGAUUUUUAAAGAGUUAAUUCCAUUUCUAAUCCAUAAAAAAUUCAUCAUAAUUUUAUUAAGUAGGUAGUUCAUCAUCGUUGUAACAAAAUUGUCAAUAACAUCUAAUUGUAAACUAAAGCUUAAGCUUUUCUAAAUCGAGUUGUUUUUUGGCAAAGCCGAUUUGCGUAAAAACAGUGAAUUGUGCGUCACCAACUAUGUCAUCCAACUUUGUUGGGCUAAGAGGCGAUGAUAUGAAUUUAUCAAUUUGGGACAUUUCUUCUGAAUUAUAUUUCGAACUUGUGUUGGGAGAUCUUGAGAAAAUUUCAUGAGAUUUCCUAUCAUUAGCCUUCUUAUUACUUUUUAAAUUACCAUAAAGUUUAACAUAAUUAGUUAAAUCAACAUUAUUCAAAGGCUGCACGUCCUUUUCAGAAUUUUUGUUGUAAAAUUUGGAAUUCGGUUCAAUAUUGAAUGAGUAAGGCGCAUGCUGCUCGUCGGCCCGAUAAAUAACAACUUGUUGAUUCUUCUCCAACGGUAUUUCUGGCUCAUUGUACUCUAUUUCGGGGUGAUUUGUGGCUUCCGGUGAUAUUUUACUUCUUUCAUAGCUGAAGCAGUUGUUGCAAAUUACGUCAAGCUUUUUGUGACAUCGACGACAUUCAGCGUGCGUCGUACAAUUCGGACAGAAAUCGAUUUCGUGCUUUUUGGACACAAAAUGUUUUUUGGGAAGGUCGUUAUUUGGAUUAAUUACAGGAGAUAAUUUAUUUGUUUUAGUGCUUGAAGGUUCCUGUUCUUUUCCUUCUUGAAUGAUAUCCUUGAAGUAUUUUUUGUAAUUAAAGAGAUCAGCGUCAAUUCUAGCGGAAUGACUGAAAUAUUUGUAUACAUUAUUUUCAGGAGAGCUGUUGUCUAAUGAAUGCCUAUUGUUUCUAUUGACAGAUUCAUUUUCUUUCUCCGAUUUAGAGAUUCUCUCAACAACUUUUUCAAAUUGCGAGUCCUUUUGACGUUUAAUGCUUUCAAGUUGUCGCUAUACUCACUGCUCUAAUAUCAUCUCUUCUCUUUUCUGCCUUUCAGCUUCCCUUUUUUUCUUCAGUCUUUGUUCCGCGAUUUGCUUUUCUAAGCUUCGCUGGUAAUUUUUUCUCCUUUCUUCCCUUUGUUCAUUCUCGAAUUUAUUUCGAUCUUCAGCGGAAAAAAUAACAUCCAUUGAUGGAGUUGAGAGUCCUGAAGAGCUUAGACUGUCCUCAAAUUCAGCCCUUCAGACUUUCUAUUCAAAAUAAUUCUUCAAUUUAUUAAGAAUCACAAACUAUCUUUCUAUUCAGACAUCUAGAAAGAUUGAAAAUGAUGGCAUCGUUGAUUCGUCGCCUGCCAAAGGCAUCAACAUCAUUCAAAUGGAUUCACAGCACAUCGGCUGUCUAUGCUGACGAUCCAUUGAAACAUAAGGAGGCACCAAUUGUGGAAAAUGAUGUCAUUUUAUCAGAUCAAGAAGUGAAAGAGCGUGAAAAGCUUUCUCAUUUAAUUUCACUUCCCAAGGAGAAAACAUUAGCACCAAUAAGUGGCGUUCCAGAAGAGCAUGUAAAGACAAGACGUGUUCGUAUUUACGUACCACCAAAGAAUGCAAUGCAAAGUGGAACUCAUAAUAUUCAGAGAUGGCGAAUGGAAUUUGAUAAUCGUGAGCGAUGGGAAAAUCCAUUAAUGGGUUGGGCUUCAUCAGGAGAUCCUUUAUCAAACAUGAAUGUUGAUUUCAAUAGUAAGGAUGAAGCAAUUGAACAUUGCGAGAAGAAUGGAUGGAAAUGGUUCAUUGCAUCAGAAGAUAAGCCGAAGAAAGAACGAGUUAAGAAUUAUGGAGUCAACUUCUCAUGGGAUAAGAGAACACGUGUCUCUACAAAGUAAUUUCAUUGAUGAACAUUGUAUGUUAUAUUAGAGAAAAAAACACAUAAAUAAAUUAUCUGUGUAAUGAUCAUAAAUUAA
This is a messenger RNA of Clunio marinus, 1959 nucleotides long. The record is from the annotation of a GenBank genome assembly. Lineage: Eukaryota; Metazoa; Arthropoda; Insecta; Diptera; Chironomidae.